Penicillium brasilianum is the source of this 1162-nucleotide messenger RNA. The record is from the annotation of a GenBank genome assembly. Lineage: Eukaryota; Fungi; Ascomycota; Eurotiomycetes; Eurotiales; Aspergillaceae.
CAUCAGCCCACCCACCCACACCAUGUCGAGUCAGGCCAGUUGGAAUUCGGUGACGGGCAUUGCGACCCUGUUGCUGGAUGGCAACUGGAUUGCCAUUGCUGUUGCGAUUGUGGUUGCCUUCGGUGUUCCAAUUCUCCUGCAUCUUGUCUUCUAUCAAACAGCAGCAUCGCCGCCGUCGAGUAACUUCCUCCUGUUGGGCCCCAGUGGAGCUGGCAAGACGGCUUUCACAACUCUCCUUGAGUCCAAGUCUUCACUGGCUUCCAAAAAGUCGCCUAGCACCCAUACCUCCCAGACCUCAACCCUCAUCACCGUUACUCUGCCCCCCAGCGUCCCUACGGCGUCCAAUCGCUACCGAUCCGUCAAUGAUCCCUCUCUGACAGAAGCCUCGAAAAACCCGGUCAAGUACCGUCUGCGGGAUACCCCAGGUCAUGGCAAACUACGCGCUUCACAGGGCAUCGCUGAGCUCCAGACUAUGGCUGCAUCCACCGACACUAAGACCAAACUUCGUGGCGUGAUCUUCAUGGUCGACACCGCUGCUCUGGUGGAUGAGACCAUCCUCCGGGAUACCGCUACCUACCUGCACGAUGUUCUUCUCAUUCUACAGAAGCGGGCGCUAGGCAAGGGCAAAUCGUCUACGAAACGUUCGGCCGAGAUCCCCGUUCUGGUCGCCGCGAACAAACAAGACCUAUUCACGGCUCUUCCCCCCGGGUCAGUACGGGAGAAACUGGAAGCGGAGAUUGACCGCAUCCGCAAGUCUAAGACCAGGGGUCUCAUGGACGCUAGCAUGGACAGUGCUGCGCUCGAUACUGAGGAUGACGAUAUUCUCGGCGACGAUGAUGCUCAGGGUAUCUUCAGCUUCAAGCUUUUGGAGCAAGUCGGAAUUAAGGUCGACGUGACCGGUGGUGCCGUCAAGGGCGACCAGCAGGAGGAGUAUGGCUCUGGUGUGCGUCGUUGGGAAGAGUGGGUUGGCAUGUGCUUGUGAGAAACAUAAAUUUCCAAGCUCUCGAUCCCCCGACGACUUUCCUUGCUAUGAUAUGUUCUGAAUAUUUCUACCGCUUUUGUUGAUAUGUUUGGGAUCUGGCCUUAGCCUUGGAUUGAACAUCUACUUCUUGUACCUAUACUGGACUGCUGUUUGUGAUGACUAGCGGCAUCGCAAGCUCGC